AUGUAAUCUUCAUAUAAAUAACGAGUUACAUGCAAUUUAUAAUGUUUCAAAUAGGAAAUAAUUAUGGAGAACGAAGUAAGUAUUACAAUACUUACAAAAGAUUCCAGAAUCAGACACUUUUGAAGAGUUUUGUAAUAAUAUUCCUAAUUAAGACAAUCAAGACAUAAAUUUCUCUAAAUAAUCACAAACUCAUUAUUCAUAAUUGAUUCGUAUUGAUUGUCAAUAAACACAUGAAUCAAGAUCAUCAGAAUUAUAAUAAUCUAUUGAUUCUCUUGAAUAAAAGAGCAAAUCAAAAAUUAAAAGUGUAUAAAGCUAAGAAAAUGAAUAAAUAACAUAUAUGCAAUUUAUUGAAUUUAAUCCUCAAAGCAUAAUAUCAGAAUCUACUAAUUAGAGAGUAGAUAGAUAUUAAAGUUAAAAAGAUACAAUGGAAGAACCUCCAGCUCCAUAAAAUUAAAAUACAACUAAAUUCUGCUUUCCAUCUAAAGGAAGUGGAUUGAAAAAUUGUAAAUGAUUCUUUUUAAAUAUCAUAUAGUAAAGAAAUAGCUUUGUGUUAAUUAGAAUUUUUGGUAUAACAAUAAAAAUGAAAGUAAUUCUGAAUAGACAGUUUUAAAAAAUCAAUCAAUAUAAGAAAAUAAGAAUAAUAUAGAAGAAGAUUUAAGAAAAUAAGUGUCUUAAAUUAAUAAAGAGAAAACUUAAAUGUAAUUAGAAUAUUAGUAGUAAAUAAAAUAAUUAAUGGAUUAAAAUUAAUUUUUAGAAUAAUAACUUAUUGAAUAAAAGUAAAAUAAUUCUGAUAAUUUAAUUUUAUAAUCGAAAAUAGAUAUAUUAUCAAAAAGAUAUAGUGGAGAUAAAAAUAAAAAACUUGAAACCUGUAAUUUUAUGGAAUCUGUGCCAAUAAAGAUGGCUAAUAUAGUUAUUUAUAUUAUAAUGAAAAGAUUUAAUACUUAAUAGAGAAAUUAAAUUAAAAAUGCUAAUAAAAAGCUCGUCUCUAAUAUGAGAUAAUACUAUUAAAAAUAAUGUACAUUUAUAUCAUUAAAAAAUUAGAUUGAAUUAUUAGAAACUUCAAAGAUUUUGUAAUUGACUAAUAAUAAUAUCUUUACAGACAAAAUUACUCAUCAAAAUCAUUUUCCUUAACCAUGUUCAGAGAAUAGAGCAUAAUCAUUUAGUAAAGAUAGUAAAACAAGUUUACUGACUCUAUAAAAAUAACCUUUAAAUAUCACAACAAACAAUCUAAUUGAAGGCAAAAACAUUGUGAAUUUUUAAUAAUUUUAAUAGAAUAUAGAUCUGCUAUAAUAUCUCCUUUGUCUAAAUGUGCUUAAAUUAUUUAAUAAAAAUAAUUAAAUUAAAAGAUUUAUAAAAAUGCACAAUAAUUUUAACAAUAUAUUUAAUAUAUUUAAAUCUAAAAAAUACAGUAAAAUUCUUUUCUAUUUCUUAAGCACUAAAAAUUCUACAUCAGUAGUUGAAUUAUUGUCAAUGAAAUCUGAUACCAUCAAUUAUUCUAAUACAACUAAUAGAAUUCGGAGAAAAGAAUCAUACUUCAUAUCAUCUCCUGAUGGUAGAGCUACUUAAAAAUUCAAAUAAGCCUUAUUUGAUAAAUUAAAUAAUCUUCAACAAGAUAGUUCUAAGUCUUAUGGUAGUUUAUUAUUUUCAUUGGGAGAAUAACGACUAAAAGAUGCAAAUAGUUGUUUCAGAUAAUUAUCUCCCAAAAGAGAUAAAAAAAGUCUAAAUAGUAAUUAACUGAAAUAUAAACUAGACUUUUCGGUUUUAUGA
Molecule: messenger RNA, 1767 nt
Organism: Paramecium primaurelia
Lineage: Eukaryota; Ciliophora; Oligohymenophorea; Peniculida; Parameciidae
Source: the annotation of a GenBank genome assembly